Molecule: messenger RNA, 1185 nt
Organism: Sungouiella intermedia
Lineage: Eukaryota; Fungi; Ascomycota; Pichiomycetes; Serinales; Metschnikowiaceae
Source: the annotation of a GenBank genome assembly
AUGGUAAAGCUUUUGAAAUCGAUCCCAGCACACUCAGACAAAGCUUGGUCGGUGAGUUCUCAUCAGACGCUACCAUUGUUGGCCACUGCGUCAAGUGAUAAGACUAGUAAGAUCUUCAAGCUUUCCAGAGAGCAGAAUUUCCCACUUAUCGGAAACUUGGAAGAAACUCACAAAAGAUCAGUCAGAACGGUCAGUUUCAAGCCCCCUCUCUCAUCUUCUGAAUCCGAAUUUGUUGAUUUACCCGCUUUGGCUUGCGGCUCCUUUGAUUCUACCAUCUCAGUAUGGGGUAUUGACGAACCCGAAGAAUUACUCAACAAUGAGGAAGAUUUGGGCGAGUACGAAGACCAGAGAGCCGCAGAGGCAAGAAAGAAGAGAGAAAUCGAUAUUUUGACAAGUGCAUCGAAUGAAUGGAAUCUUAUGGCCUUGAUUGAGGGCCAUGAAAACGAGGUCAAGGCUGUAGCAUGGAAUAAAACGGGUAAUUACUUGGCCUCGUGCUCGAGAGACAAAACCAUUUGGAUUUGGGAGACAGAUGCUGAAACCUUAGAGGAAUUUGAGUGUAUUUCUGUGUUAAGUGACCAUGAACAUGAUAUCAAGCAUAUAAUAUGGCAUCCUAAGAUGAACUUGUUGGCCAGUUCUUCGUACGAUGACACCAUCAGAUUGUAUAAGCAGGACGACGACGACGAAGAUUGGUCAUGUGUUGGAAUUCUCAAUGGCCAUGAUGGUACAGUGUGGUGUUCAUCCUUCGAAAACCCUGACUGCAGUGUUGCAUCCAAGGACAAGAUCAGAUUAGUGUCUGUAUCUGACGACUUGACUGCUCGUGUGUGGGUAAGCAAUGCCAGUCCUACUGAAGAUGAAGAGGAGAAGGGUACUGGAAUUCCUAGCUCCAUAAAGCACCGUAGCAGCGAAAUGGAGUGGGAGUUGCAGAGUAUUCUUCCGGAAGUUCAUAAGUAUGCUAUCUACUCUGUGUCAUGGUCACCAAAGAGUGGUAGAAUCGCCACAACAGGAGCCGACGGCCAAAUUGCUGUGUACAAGGAAACGAAUGGAGUAUGGGAAGUUGAAAGUGUUCACAAAUCAUCGCAUGGAGUAUAUGAAAUCAACUGUGUUUCGUGGUGUACGUUGAGCAAUGGCGAAGAGGUACUUGUCUCGGCCGGAGACGAUGGCUACAUUAACAUAUGGGAGGCAUGA